ACGUCUCGGUAUUCUCAAUCCGAUCGAUAUCUUCUAGGUCUAAGAACUUUAGGUCAAGACAAAACUCAGGGAUAUACUGUUUCCGAGAAGAUGGGUCGCAAUGGGUUCUUGGGCAACAUCUCGGGGAUCGAUGCCUUUGGCAAGACGAUGGAGGAUGUGAAGAUCAAGACUCGUACAGGAGCCCUGCUCACGUUCAUCUCGUUUUCUAUCAUCGCUCUGUCUACCCUGCUCGAGUUUAUCGACUAUCGGAGGAUCCAUCUCGAGCCUGCCAUAAUGGUCGAUCGUACCCGGGGAGAAAAGAUGAUUGUCGAUAUCGAUAUUACUUUCCCGAGGGUGCCUUGCUACUUGCUUUCGAUGGAUAUUAUGGAUAUUUCCGGAGAACAUCAGCUGGAUCUCACGCAUGCCACCACCAAAAACCGACUGGACAAGAACGGCAAGAUUGUCGGGGUCAUCAAGGACGGUCAACUGCAAGGAGACGUGCAACGAGCGGUAGCCAACAAGGACCCCAACUAUUGUGGAAGCUGUUACGGUGGAACUCCGGGACCUUCUGGAUGCUGCAAUACCUGUGACGAGGUUCGCGAGGCAUAUGUCAGAAAAGGGUGGAGCUUUACCAACCCGGACGGUAUCGAGCAGUGCGUGAAGGAAGGUUGGACCGAGAAGAUCGCCGAGCAGAACACGGAAGGGUGCCAAAUCCAAGGUCGUGUCCGGGUCAACAAGGUCAUCGGUAACAUUCACUUUAGCCACGGACGUUCAUUCCAGUCGCACAACAUGCAUAUCCAGGACCUCGUGCCCUACCUCAAGGACAAGAACCACCACGACUUCGGCCAUGUGAUAAACAAGUUCCAGUUCGAGGCCGAUGCGGGGACUGUGCAGGACGUCGGAACUGAGGAUCUGACCCGGUCGGUCAAGAAGCGGUUGGGUAUCGUCAACCCCUUGGAUGGCGCUGUCGUGCACCCUGAAGUCUCGGACUACAUGUACCAAUACUUCCUAAAAGUCGUUUCGACCACGUUCAACCUGCUCGAUGGACGAUCUAUCCAGUCCCAGCAGUACAGCGUGACCCAGUUCGAGAGGGAUAUCAAAGAGGGGAAUGCACCUGGCCGGGAAGGACACGGUCACUUUACGAGUCAUGGUAUGGCGGCUGUUCCUGGCGUUUACAUCAACUACGACGUAUCACCCAUGAAGGUUGUGCACACCGAGACCCGACAGAGCUUUGCUCAUUUCUUGACCUCCACAUGCGCCAUCAUUGGAGGAGUCUUGACAGUUGCUGGGCUAGUCGACUCGAUGAUCUUUUCCAGCCGCAAGAGGCUGUCUGGGGCUAACGGUGCCGAAGGGUUCGGAUCAAGGGAGGGCAAAAUGAUGUGAACGCCUGUGCAAUAUGUAAGGCAGCGGUUGUGAACAGGAGAGCUUUGCCAAAGAUGUACAAAGCGUCGUUUGCAUAUUCAUCGUCAUAUCUGAUACGACUUUUGCCACGUCACCCGACGCCGCCUCAUCCUCUCAAUCUUUUCUUUGAUAACGAGACGAUGAUCCCCCUCGGCUUUCGACCCUUUGUAACCAGAUCUUGACCGAUAUCCUGCAUAAUUCAAGCU
Messenger RNA from Filobasidium floriforme, 1586 nucleotides. RefSeq names its product ER to Golgi transport-related protein. The transcript is spliced from 13 exons. The record is from RefSeq and is a predicted model, not a curated record. Gene Ontology annotation, biological process: endoplasmic reticulum to Golgi vesicle-mediated transport; retrograde vesicle-mediated transport, Golgi to endoplasmic reticulum. Gene Ontology annotation, cellular component: COPII-coated ER to Golgi transport vesicle; Golgi membrane; endoplasmic reticulum. Lineage: Eukaryota; Fungi; Basidiomycota; Tremellomycetes; Filobasidiales; Filobasidiaceae. Bases 91 to 1362 code for a protein of 423 amino acids.